GGAAGUCUGGAAGAGAGCACAAGUGAUCCAUUCGCCAUGAAAGUGUUCGUUGUUUUGGCUCUGGCUCUGGCCGCCGUCACCGCCGAGGUUGUCCAGCAGGUCCACCCCAAGGAUCUGCCCAAGGACACCAAGAUCAAUGGCCGCAUUGUGAACGGAUAUCCGGCCACCGAGGGCAAGGCUCCCUACACGGUGGGUCUUGGCUUCAGCGGCAACGGCGGCUGGUGGUGCGGUGGCUCGAUCAUCGCCAACGAUUGGGUGCUCACUGCUGCCCACUGCACCAACGACGCCAGUCAGGUGACCAUCUACUACGGAGCCACCUGGCGCACCAACGCCCAGUUCACCCACACCGUCGGCAGCGGCAACUUCAUCCAGAACCACAACUGGCCCAACGAGAACGGCAACGACAUCGCCCUGAUCCGCACCCCCCACGUGGACUUCUGGCACAUGGUCAACAAGGUGGAGCUGCCCAGCUUCAACGAUCGCUACAACAUGUACGACAACUGGUGGGCCGUCGCCUGCGGUUGGGGUCUGACCACCGCCGGCUCCCAGCCCGACUGGAUGGAGUGCGUCGACCUGCAGAUCAUCAGCAACUCCGAGUGCUCCCGCACCUAUGGUAACCAGCCCGAUGGCAUCCUCUGUGUGUCCACCUCCGGCGGCAAGUCCACCUGCUCCGGCGACUCUGGUGGACCCCUGGUCCUCCACGACGGCGGUCGACUGGUGGGAGUCACUUCCUGGGUCGCUGGCAACGGAUGCACCGCUGGCCUGCCCUCCGGAUUCACUCGUGUCACCAACCAGCUGGAUUGGAUCCGCGACAACUCCGGCGUCGCUUACUACUAAGCUCGAUUAUCACUUUUUUUAAAUAAAUGAAAUGCAUAAAAAA
Drosophila suzukii is the source of this 880-nucleotide messenger RNA. It is a transcript of the gene Jon25Bi, whose product is annotated as Jonah 25Bi. The record is from RefSeq and is a predicted model, not a curated record. Gene Ontology annotation, molecular function: serine-type endopeptidase activity. Gene Ontology annotation, biological process: proteolysis. NCBI's taxonomy places the organism in Eukaryota, Metazoa, Arthropoda, Insecta, Diptera, Drosophilidae.